Tetranychus urticae (two-spotted spider mite) is the source of this 1702-nucleotide messenger RNA. Lineage: Eukaryota; Metazoa; Arthropoda; Arachnida; Trombidiformes; Tetranychidae. The record is from RefSeq and is a predicted model, not a curated record.
UUUUAUAUCAAGAUAUAAUAAAACUACAAAACUAUUCUUUAUGAUGAAUAGUAGUAGUAAAUAUACACAGUCUAACCCCUCUACACAAUCUAACCCCUCUACACAAUCUAACCCUAGUACACAAUCUAACCCUAGUACACAAUCUAACUCUACUACAUAGUUCAUUAAACUAUAACUUAUAAUUAAACAGUUUUGUCCUUGAGAUUGUUAAUUACGUCAAGCGGGAUGAAAACGGUACAGUUUUUUCUAUAAAAUGUUUGCAAAUAACAAGAAAAGUUCAUUUUUUCUUAAACCUCGUUUCAAAAUGGAUGAACAAAGUCAAACCCUUAUACCUUUUGCUCAGUUGUUACUAGAUGUUACUCAACUUUAUCCCUUAAACGUAUUAUCAGCGGAUUUGAUAAGACAAAAUGCGGAUAGUGAUGAACCUGACACAUACAAUCUACAAAUACAAGAUAUUAGUACAUCAGUUACUUCAUCGUAUGAGUUUAGUUGCUCUUCGUGGGAUAUUGAAGCUCAACACCCCGAAUAUAUCACAUUAACAAGUCGUCUAUCAACUUUCACAAACUGGACUAGUGAGAGUAUAUCGGCACCUGAAUUAGCAAAAGCUGGUUUUCUGUUCGCAGGGCAAACAGAUACUGUUGUUUGUUUUCACUGUGGCAUUCACAUUCGUAAUUGGAUUCCAGAGGAUGAUGCUUGGAUAGCACAUGCCAUUUGUGCUCCUUGGUGCACUUAUUUGUAUCUCAAGUGUGGAAUUAGUUUUAUUAGAUCAUGUUUAAAAGUCCAACCAAUUAAAAGAUCUGAUACACCUUUGCUAGAACCAUCAAACGCUAGAUAUGUUUGUAAAGUUUGUCUUGAAAAAGAAGUAGGAGUUUGCUUUUACCCCUGUGAGCACACUGUUACAUGUAUUGAUUGUGCACCAGGUAUCGCUUCAUGUCCUAUUUGUCGUGCGAAAAUAACAGGAGUAUUUAAACUGAAAUUCAUUGACUAGCCGUCAUUCAUAAUGAAGUACUUACAUGAGAAUUGUUUAAUAGUUAACAUUGUGACAUCAUUUACAUUGGACAGCAAACUAACAAGGGAAAAAAUUAAAGAAACAUUUCAAUAUAUAAAAUAUCCUAAACGUUUUUCAGGUGGAAUAUUGAAAUAUCCCGAUGGUUGUCUUCUAAUAUUUGAUUCCGGAAAGAUAAAUGUAACAGGAGUUCAAAAUUUUGCAACAUCAAUGGUUCUAGUUGAUCGUUUUUGUUCAAAUUAUCCUGAUGAUAUUAAGUUUAUUACAUAUAAAAUAGUAAAUAUUACAGUUUGUUCACAAAUUGUCGGUGAAUUUGACUAUAAAAAGGUAUUACAGCACCCCGGAUCCUCCUAUGAACCGGAAAUUUUUCCAGGUAUUCACUUAAAACUUGAUAAAUCAAAGGUUAUUUAUAUAAUAUUCAGGACAGGAAAAGUUAUAAUAACUGGUUUAAAAGAUUUAUCAUCUAUUCGAGACUAUUGUAAUCUAUUUGACUAUGAAAUUAGAAUGAAAUUUAUAUAAAGAUGAUACUAUUGUUGAUAAUCUAUCAAAUCAUCGACAUCAUGACUCAAGGAGAAGACGCCAAAAUCUGGUACAAGAAAGUACUUUUUUCUGUUCAAAUAAUUGUUUUGAUUGCAAUGUUGAUAGUCGCUAUUGCAAACAUCAUCUUAAAAACUGGUAAUCUUCCAUUGUGGACAG